AUGUCUUCCGACGAACAAGCACCUUCACAGGUCACUGGUCAGCUCAAGCAAGCGCAAGGCGUGCUCUACCAGGCGGUUGGAGCGGUUCCGGGCACGGCGGAGAGCUGGACCACGGAAGGAGAACAGCUGCAGCAGGAAGGAGCGGAUGAGCUAGACGAGGCAAGGGCGGAGCAGAAGGGCGAGGCGGCCGUGAAUCGGGUCUGGGGAAAGGCAGAGAGCGCCUACGGCAUGGUCACGGGCGACCAGACGCACUUGAGCGAGGGCAACCUAAAGGCAGAGAAGGGAGAAUGGCAAAACGCGCUCGCAGAUGGACGGCUACCGAACCCGAGCUGGGACAGGGUGAAAGGGAAGGCGCAGAGUGCGGCAGGGAUGCUUACGGGCGACCAGGAGCUGCAGAAGGACGGUAACAUACAGGCGGAGAAGGCGGAAUGGACGAAGGGAUAG
Rhodotorula toruloides NP11 is the source of this 444-nucleotide messenger RNA. Its product is annotated as CsbD-like family protein. NCBI's taxonomy places the organism in Eukaryota, Fungi, Basidiomycota, Microbotryomycetes, Sporidiobolales, Sporidiobolaceae. The transcript has 4 exons. The coding region runs from base 1 to 444 and encodes 147 amino acids. The record is from RefSeq and is a predicted model, not a curated record.